CCUGUCAAAAUGAAUGUCCGGUGGUACCUGGUCUGGUCUCUCGGCUGUGUACUUUGCCUCGAGUUAUUUGUGAAAAGUGUCCAUUCGUCCGGCGUCAGAUUUAAGCGAAACGAAGGGCGGAAAAAACAAGCGUUCGCGAGGAAAAUGCGACAAACGAAAAAGUUAAAAGAAGCGAAUAGUGGGAGAUACUAUCGGCAGAACUCUUUAAUUCCACCAGUUGGUGAUAAAAGCGUGUAUCCGUACAUGUUGAUGCUAUGUCCGUUGGAUGAAGAAAAAAACGAUUUUGUGGCAAAGUUCAUGGAACAGAGUAUGCCAAAUAUGCCUACAGUUGAACCUGAGACUACAGAGAGCACGACAACCACCACGGAGUCCACAACAACAACCACAACCACUACCACAGAGGCUUCAACUACUACCACUACUACUACUACCUCAACACCAGAUACGACGACGGAGAUGCGAACGAUUCAUCUCACAACAAAACAAAAAUCCGGAUUCAGAUCGAGCAUACCGAAACUAGACGAUUCAGACGAUGCCAUCAAAACACCCUCAGCAGGACUAAUGGCAGGCCUCUUCAAAUCUGUGAGCAUAAACCCGCCCAGCAACAUUAUACGAAAGGUACUGUUCCCGCUGGGAAUCAAUAUGAUGCAACAAAAACUUCCAAACAUUCUCGAGAGGUCAGCUAACCGAUUACAGAAGGUUGGCACAUUGAUCAAAUCAUUAGGAAAUCUUUCGGGAACGAAAUCAUUGAGUGGUUUCAAAAGUAUUAACACAUUUUUUGAUAAGAGUAAGGAAUUAACGGGUACUGAAUGUAUAAAAAUGAAAAAACCUGAAGCAGUUCACAUAUUUAUGUGAGUUGAAUU
Molecule: messenger RNA, 863 nt
Organism: Toxorhynchites rutilus septentrionalis
Lineage: Eukaryota; Metazoa; Arthropoda; Insecta; Diptera; Culicidae
Exons: 2
Coding region: 10-855 (281 amino acids)
Source: RefSeq, a predicted model, not a curated record